UCGCGUCCUAGCCCAGGACAAGUUCCCUUUUUCUUCUCCCAAGUCUGCGACUAGGAGGCGACGGGCCGACGGGCCAAGUUUCCUUUCUCUUCUCAGUCUGCGACUGGCGGCGGCGACCAUCACGCACAAGCCUUCGUUGCUACCUGCGCUCCGCCAAUUCGCGCGCUUGGGCUCAGAUCGCGUCUUGGGCUCCAGAAGCGGUGAUUGGAGUCAGAUCUGUGAGCUGCAAGGUCUAGAGGUUUUAAAGCGCAGUUGGUUUGGGGGCGGUGAUUCUCGGGUGUUGGUUCUGUCGCGGUUUGUUGUGUUUUCCAGAAUCUCGGGUGAAUUGCAGUCUAAGCAAAGGGAAAAGGAAGGAUCUUUUCUCCAGACUUGGUAAUUUUGGACGACAAGAUGCACUUCCUUGCAUCAUUUCAUGUCCCUACAGGUUUUGUAUUAUCUGAUUUUUCGGGAUGGAUGCCAAAAGGUUCCUGCAUCUGGUCGAGGAGAAGAAAAGAAGGGUCCUCGAGAAGAAAGAAGCCCCACUAAAGUGGGAGCAGAAGCUAGAAACAGCAGCUAAGGCCAAGGUUGAUGCAGAAGCAAAGGUGAAGAAGCUAAAUUCAAGAAAGCACAGGAGGAGAGGAGAUUUGUCCUCAGACUCUGAUAGUGACUAUGGCAGCGAUGUUGAUCGAAAACACUUGAAGAGGAAGAACCGCAGAAGGAACAAGAAGCAUGAGCAUUCUGACUCUGAUGAUGCCAGGAGACGCAAUCGUAGAUCUAGAAGGAGCACCGACUCAAGUGAUGAGAGCAACAGUGAAUACGAGACCAGGUCUGAAGAAGAACGUCCAAGGAAGAAGCGCUCGCACAGAAGAAGGCAUCACCGGCACUCUUCAAAGUCAGACUCUGAAAACUACAGCAGUGAUGAGGAACAACGGAGACCUGCCAAGGACCAUUCUCAGAGCCGCAGGCGGCACCAUCGGUCAUCUGAUGAUGACUCAGACAAGGACAAGGUCAAGUCAAGACAUGGGAAGGGUCUGAGAUCUCGUGACGAGGAUGCAAGAGCAGAUUUCAACAGCAAUAAGCAUCUCAGGAGCCAAUCCUUGGAGGAGUCAUCAGAUGAUAGAGAUGCUGAUGAAUCUGAGAAGAUGAGGAAUGGCAAAAGGUCUCACAAGAAUGGCGGCCACCGUCACCAUCACCAUCGACACCACCAUGAAUGACAUAGUAACUCUGCAGAACCUAAUGACAGGAGGCAAGUACUGAAAGAUGGCCAGAGGGCCCUUGAAGGUGACAGCGCAUACUGAAGAUAUCCCAGCAAGGUCGAGUUAAUUGUCCUUAUUAAGGACAUGAAGAUCAUUUUUUUUUCGUUCCUGAUGUUCUCAGAUAAUUAUUGUAUUGCUGACAACAUUUCUUUGAUUUGUGAAUAUACUAAACAUGUUGCCUAUGCAUUUGCUUA
Zea mays is the source of this 1429-nucleotide messenger RNA. RefSeq names its product sarcoplasmic reticulum histidine-rich calcium-binding protein. The transcript has 4 exons. Bases 450 to 1193 code for a protein of 247 amino acids. The record is from RefSeq and is a predicted model, not a curated record. Lineage: Eukaryota; Viridiplantae; Streptophyta; Magnoliopsida; Poales; Poaceae.